AUGGGAAUCUCAGCUGUUCCACCAAUCGCAAUCAUCGGCGGUGGCCCAUGCGGUCUCACGUUAGCACGUCUGCUCCAGACCGCAAGCAUCAAUUAUGUCGUUUUUGAGCGCGACGAGUCUCCAACAUCAACACUAAGAAGCCAAGGUGGUACGCUAGACAUCCAUAAAGAAUCAGGCCAAGAAGCGCUCCGUCGCGCAGGUCUCCACGACCAGUUCAAGUCAUUGGCUCGAUGCGAUGCGACAACGAUGACCUUGAUGGACUUUCAAGGGAAAUUCCGGGCUUCGUUUGGAGAAGAUGAUGGUGGUGAUAGACCAGAGAUAGACCGUCGACAGCUGCGACAAUUGUUACUCAAUUCUUUGCCAACGGAUCGUAUUCGUUGGGGCAAGAUAUUGGAUGCUGUUUAUCAGAAGGAAAAUGGAGGAGCGCGCGAUUGGACCCUCAAGUUUCGCGACGGAUCGACUGAGAGUGGCUUUCGACUCAUUGUCGGAGCAGAUGGUGCUUGGAGCAAAGUACGGUCUCUCAUCACUGACGCCAAGCCCAUCUAUUCUGGGAAAUCGUUUAUUGAAGGCAGAAUAUCACCAGACAACUCACAAUACAAACUCGCGCAACAAAUAGCAGGCAAAGGAACAGCCGUGGCAAUGAGUGCCAAAUCCACCCUCGCAGUCCAACAAUUAUCCGAUACCUCAUACCGGAUGUACAUGGGCGUAGUAGCACCUGAGUCCUUGACGCGUCCUGGCGGUGACGCUGAUCCAAAUGACAUGGACAAAGCGCGAAAGACGAUGCUUGGAUCUGGAGGCUUUUACGAAAACUGGACACAAGACUUGAGACGUUUAAUCAAGGCGUCUGAGGGACCGUGGCGCCCUUGGCCACUUUAUCGCCUCGAUAAGACCUUGUUCUCUUCUAAUGAUGAAGAUGUACACCAUGGCCGACCUAGAUGGAAACGCGCUCCAGGCGUUGUUUUGCUCGGAGACGCUGCGCAUCUCGCUACUCCAAAUGGUGAAGGCGUGAACCAAGCCAUGUAUGACGCGCUUGUACUAUUCGACCAAAUCAUCUCCGAAACUGGGGUUCGCGAAGGACCUUAUGAUCAGAAACAUGAUGCAGAAGCUCUAGAGCGGGCAAUUGUUGCUUAUGAGAAGGAGAUGCGACCUAGAGCUUACGAGCAUAUCCAGAGCAGUAUCGACAUGGAAGAUAUGAUGUAUGCUGAUGAUGGGGCUCAGCGCAUGAUAGAGGCUUUCAAGUGUGCUCAUGGCGAGAGUUAG
Fusarium odoratissimum NRRL 54006 is the source of this 1260-nucleotide messenger RNA. RefSeq lists its product as uncharacterized. Gene Ontology annotation, molecular function: FAD binding. The transcript has 2 exons. Lineage: Eukaryota; Fungi; Ascomycota; Sordariomycetes; Hypocreales; Nectriaceae. The coding region runs from base 1 to 1260 and encodes 419 amino acids. The record is from RefSeq and is a predicted model, not a curated record.